Molecule: messenger RNA, 1449 nt
Organism: Canariomyces notabilis
Lineage: Eukaryota; Fungi; Ascomycota; Sordariomycetes; Sordariales; Chaetomiaceae
Product: ribosomal protein L5
Exons: 5
Coding region: 394-1449 (351 amino acids)
Biological process (GO): translation
Cellular component (GO): cytosolic large ribosomal subunit; ribosome
Molecular function (GO): RNA binding; structural constituent of ribosome
Source: RefSeq, a predicted model, not a curated record
GCCCUCACUCUCACCCUCACUCACUCUUCUCCAGUACAUACCGUAUAAACUCGACAAAGUGAACAACUUCUACUGCACAGACUACGGCAAGCGAUGUGCCUAGUCAAACAUUUCACCUACUUCAAACCCUGACUCGACCUAGCAUCGCGUCAGCAAGGUGAAGGUCAUCGCAUAGGUGAUGCAAGGCUGGGAUUACGGUAUGGAGAGCAAGUUGGAGUGCAGCUCCAUUGUUCGGUACUUGCGCUAGUGAUCACAUUAAACCCUAACCCGAUUCCUUCCUUGGCAUGCGCGGCCCGAGACCCAAAAAUUUCCCUGAUCGAUCUUCAACCCAUCUCAUUGCAGCUUUUGGUGAAGUUCCGUGUGCUAACAUCAACCCUGCGGCGCGCAUUAACCAUGGCAAGCCUUCGCGGGUUGUCAAGACCGGCCCGCAGCCUUCCACUGUCCCAAUUACCGCGCCAGACAUAUACAGCAUGUUCGAUAAGAUGCGCCUCGUCACAAGCCGCCAAGGCCGAGGCCGAGGAAGACCUUCAAGAACUCGAAACGGAUUCUCUGCUCCACGCGCCGCCAUUAAGCGAGGAAGAGAAGAGGCAGUUUAGGCCAUGGAAGCGUGCAUUGGACAGACAAUUCAUGCUUCCGAGCGGGAGAUACCAAUACCACCCGCCCAAGUAUAACCGCGGCCCGCUCCAUCCCAUACAGUCGCCGCCAUCCUCAGAUCCUGUAGCCCGAGACUUCGUCCCAGGGCCCUUCAACUUCCCCCGCCUAAAGCACACGUAUCAGUCCACCAUCGCCCCCGACCUGAUGACGCUCCUGUACGAGCACACGCCCCCCGGGACGCCCAAGAACGAGACUCCGCAGCGGCUACGCGGCUGGGACGGCUCCUCGCCGUACCACAAGAACCGCCCGCUCCGCGGGCCGCGCGGCGGGCCGAACCUGCCCCUGCUCGAGCGCGACAUCACGUUCAAGAACAUACCCGAGAUCAAGGAGGUCACGAUUGCGAGCUACGUGCCCGAGGCGGUCAAGGAUCCGGAGCAUCUGCUCGCGGCCAGGACGGCGAUGCUCGCCUUGACGGGAACGCUCCCUACAGUCACAAAAACAAAGCACAGCAUCGCUCAGUGGGGCAUCAAGGAGGGGGAGAAGGCCGGCGUGAAGACGACCUUAAUCGGGAAUGCGGCGUAUGAGUUUCUGGAUCGUUGCAUUCACUUGGUGUUUCCGAAGAUCAAGGACUGGAAGGGUAUUUCGGCAACGACUGGAGACGGUUCGGGCAAUCUGGCUUGGGGCUUUACCCCCGAGGAGUUGAAGCUGUUCCCGGAGAUUGAGGUCAACUACUCUAUGUAUCCUGCUAAGAUGCUCCCCGGAUGCAGAGUGUUUGUAAAGACAACAGCAACUUCGGACAGGCACGCGCGGUUGCUCUUGCAAGCUAUGGGCGUUCCCUUUUAUGGAAAGGUCUAA